ACAGAUAGAUAGAGAAGCAAAAAGUUUUUCUAACCUCAAAUAAAUCAAAAUAAAUUAAAGUUGAACUGUUGAACGAUUAACGAAAACACACACAAUUAAUUUAACAAUUUAAAAACAAAUUUUAUGGUGUGUUUUAUAUAAAUAAAUAAGAAAAAUGUCUGGAAAUAGAGUUGAUAAUCGUGAUAAUCGUGAUAGAUAUCGUGGAAGAAAAGAAGGUGGUGGACGUGGUGGUGGUGGUGGUGGUGAUGAUGAAAGACGUAAUCGAAAUCGUGGUCGUCAAGAUGACAGAUAUCGUGGUGAUAAAAGAGAAAGAUCACCAAGAAGACGUGAAAGAACACGUAGUAGAUCACCAAAAUAUAAUAAAAAUUAUAACAAUGAUAAUAGACAUGAACAACAACAACAUCAACAAUAUAAUCGCAAUGAUAACAAUGAACGUAAAUAUAGAAAUAAUAAUAAUGAUAAUCAUUCACGUAAAUUUAAUUUUAAUGAUAAAAAUCAAAAACAUGAAAAGUCACCAGUAUGGGGUAAAAAAAAUAUAAAGGAAGAUAAUGAAAAAAAUGAUAAAGAAAAAGAUGCACCAAAUUUUGGUUUAUCUGGUAAAUUAACUGAGGAUACAAAUACAGUUAAUGGUGUUGUUAUAAAAUAUUCAGAACCACAAGAUUCACGUAAACCAAAAAGAAGAUGGAGAUUAUAUCCAUUUAAAGGUGAAAAAGCAUUACCAACAUUAUAUGUACAUCGUCAAUCAGCAUUUUUAAUGGGACGUGAUAGAAAAAUUGCUGAUAUACCACUUGAUCAUCCAUCAUGUUCAAAACAACAUGCUGCAUUACAAUAUAGACUUGUACCAUUUAAACGUGAUAAUGGAGGUGAUGGUAAACGUGUUAGACCAUAUAUUAUUGAUCUUGAAUCAGCAAAUGGUACAUUUGUUAAUAAUGUUAAAUUAGAACCAAGAAGAUAUCAUGAAUUGCUAGAAAAAGAUGUUAUUAAAUUUGGAUUUAGCUCAAGGGAAUAUGUAUUACUACAUGAACAUAGUAAAGAUGAUGAACUUGAUGAUGAUGUUAUUGCAACAAGUGAAACAGCUACUGAAAUUCAGGAAGCAACAUGAUUCUCAUAAAAUAAUUGUACUUGAUUUUUCGAAUCGAUUACACAGUGGGAACGAAAAAAAUCAAGUCUGGUAUGGUUUAAUUAAUUGGCUUUAUAUUAAAAACAAAUAAAAGGUAAUUUAAUUAAAAUGAAAUAUCAGAAAUUUAAAUAGACAUAUUGUUAAUUAUUAUGGUAAUAAUUUUUUUAGGAUUUUGUUGAUGAAAUUUCGAGUAUAUUUUUACAGGUAACUGUUGUAAUUUUUAGAUACCUGUAAAAUUAUUAUCAUAUUGAAAUUACAAAAGUAAAACUCAUUGCAAAAUAUUUUUUGAAACUUCAGUAUUUCAUCAACAAUGCAUUCUACUUUUUUUUUUUUUUUAAUCUGUAAUUACUAAUUACCAAAAAAAUAACAAAAUUUUGUGACCUCAAUUUCACUGAGUGUAAAAAAUAAAAUAAAACAAAAAAAGGCAAAUAACUUUUUAAAGCUGUUAAUCAACAAAUCAAUGUUUAAAAUUUUUUUUUUUUUGUGAAUUUAAUACUGUAAAAAAAAAUAGUUGUAAUUUUAUCAAUUUACAUUUUAGUUUGACUAUUUUAUUUAUUAAACAAUGAUUUUUUUUUUUUUUAAAUUCAAUUUAACAAUUUUAAAUAAAUAAACAUUUAAUUUUAAUUAAUUAUUAA
Molecule: messenger RNA, 1755 nt
Organism: Aphidius gifuensis
Lineage: Eukaryota; Metazoa; Arthropoda; Insecta; Hymenoptera; Braconidae
Product: smad nuclear-interacting protein 1
Exons: 2
Coding region: 155-1102 (315 amino acids)
Biological process (GO): miRNA processing
Cellular component (GO): nucleus
Molecular function (GO): protein binding; mRNA binding
Source: RefSeq, a predicted model, not a curated record